This is a messenger RNA of Struthio camelus australis, 750 nucleotides long. The record is from RefSeq and is a predicted model, not a curated record. Lineage: Eukaryota; Metazoa; Chordata; Aves; Struthioniformes; Struthionidae.
CCGGCCUGCUGCGCCCCGUCCCUGCCCCGGGCUCUGCCCAGGCACCAGGCCACGCGGUUCCCUCAUAUACCCCUAGCCUGGCCUGGGCUGCCCUGGGAGGGGACAGCGUGCUCCCCCUCACCAGCUUGUCACAAAGCGUAAACUGACCAGCAACAUUUCCGGCAUAUUUUCAGCUUUAUUUGCCCUCUCCCUCUAUAAAAAGAACAGAACCCAGGAAUCCAGUGUGAGGCACAGCAAGGGGCCCUUUGCAGUAGUCCCUGGUCUAGACCUUCUACAGUUUAUCUCCACCCAGCAGAAGCAUGAAGUCCUUCACAGCUGCCCUUGCUGUUCUUUUUGUGUCUGUCUUCUGCUACCAGGUCUCAUCUUCACCAGCUGCUGUCAACUUUUCCGGUCCCUGUUGCAUCCAAUACAGCACCAAAGCAAUUCCCCUGAACCGCGUGGUAAUGUACGAGCACGCAGGCAGCCACUGCUUCCAGCCAGCUGUGAUAUUUACCACAGUCAAAGGCACAAUGCUCUGUGGCAACCCAGAAGAUAAAUGGGUCCAGGAUAUCAUGAAUCACCGAAAGGACAAGGCAGACAGUGGAAGGACAACACUGUAGUCACUGCAAACAUCACCUCUACCACAGAGUCUUCUCUCACGAGCUCCUCCUAAACAUGUUCGUGUUUUCUUAUUGCCUGUGAAUUUUGAUAAACUGCCGGUGUGCAGCUCUUUAUUUAAAGUGUAUGCAAAGGCAUUUUAAUUUAUUUGUC